AUGCAAGACGCAGAAAGGAAAAAAGAAAAAAUGAAAUUUAAGUUAAGCUGCGGGGAGAAAAAGAACCUCAUCAGUGUGAGCAUUAGGAAAAAUGACUUAAGUGCCAAGAGCAAUCACACAAAUGGGAGCAACAGCCCCCAUGUGAGCAAUGCCAACACGCCGAGCAACAGCAGUAGUGGGGUGGCUAAGAGAAGCCCUUUGGAAAAAGGCCCCGUAAAAGGUGUGUCCAAAAAUAUCCAAAUAAACCUCGCGGGGUCCAAGGGAAUUACGCAAACAAGUGGGAUAACCACCAAUCGAGUAAACCCCUUAAACUCCAACAGUUCUGUAAUAAAAGACAACAGUAGCAGCAGUAGUGUUAGUCAUGCGAAGCAGGUCGGCGGUAAUGUCAGCUCCCCCGGGAAGGCAACCACCCCGAACAAAGCUAGCAGCGACAGCAAGUUCUACAGCUCGAACGUCACCCCCCACGAAACCACAACCUUCAACGAUAGUCUAAACCUGAACGACAGCAUAAGCUUAAACGAAAGCUUAAGCGUCAGCGAAAGCGCCAACCUGAACGGUAGCUUGAACCUGAACGACGGAGGCACCAACUGUGAAAACCUGAACGGCACUGGAAAUAGCGAAUACAUCAGUAGCGGUGGAAGCGGCGUUGGGGUAAACGCAGCAAACGCUGCAAAUGUCACAAACAUGCCAAGCGGCGGAGGGGUGCAAGGACGCCACGGAAACAAGUCCCUCCUGAAAAGUAACCUAAAAAUCUACUACAAAAAUGAGUCAAUCCCCUUUUCGUUCCUUUACCAUAAAAUCCUGACGAUACUAAAGUCGCACUACACUAACCAUAUUACGAACAACCCAGGCGUGGCAAAUAAAGGCAUAUCAUUUUUCCACAUAGAAAACAUGUUAAUAAAUUUGGGGUUCAAAGGGGUGGACAUAAGUAACCAUUCUUUGCUAAGCUCCUUGGCUUCAUCGAAGCAAAUAAAAGUUGACUUGAAUGAAAAAAGAAUUUGCUACAUGAAUCCCUACGUAGACGUAACAAGCGUCAGUUCCUUGUUAAACAAAAUAAACAAACAUGGGUUUCUGUACGGGUACGAAAUUAAUGAUGAUUUAAUUAACACCAAUAAAAAUAUUUACAAAUGGAUUAACACUCUGCUUUAUGAAAAGAAAGUUCGCUGCAUACGAUCGAAUAACAGCCAUUUGAGAGGAAAAUUAAAGUGCAAACAUUUGCCAUCCGUUUGUGAUAUUUAUGCAAAAAAUAAAUGUGACAACUGCUUUUACAAUUUAAAGGGAUAUAUCUUCUUCCCUCUUUCGUAUGAACACAUAGAACAGCAGCGCUAUUCCAUCACCAACGAUAUUAAAAAUCUGUGGGACGAAAUUACGCUGCCCAACCUGGAUGACAUUUUAAAAGAAUACAAAUUGAAGUCCACCAACAAAGUUUUCGUGCAUGACAAUGCCCCCAAGAGGAAAAUCAAGGAGGACAAGUUUGCGCCCGUCGUUAAGAAAAUGAAACGCAUUUACAACACCCAUUUGUUCACGGCCGACGAGAUUAAAAGUGAGUUCAUACAGAAGAAGUGA
Plasmodium coatneyi is the source of this 1566-nucleotide messenger RNA. RefSeq lists its product as uncharacterized. The record is from RefSeq and is a predicted model, not a curated record. The transcript has a single exon. Bases 1 to 1566 code for a protein of 521 amino acids. Gene Ontology annotation, molecular function: ubiquitin-like modifier activating enzyme activity. NCBI's taxonomy places the organism in Eukaryota, Apicomplexa, Aconoidasida, Haemosporida, Plasmodiidae.